ACUGUGGCUGUGAAGACCGCGGACCAAUAAGAUUAGGUUCUCAUUAACAUAAGCUGCAGUUUUACCACAGCGAACUGCUUCAACCUCACAUUAUUAUACGGAAAUACAGCUAACGUUUGAGUUUUUAAGCUAACGUUUCUCUAACGUCUCUACUGGUGACAGUGCAGAGCUUUGCUUGAGCUGAUAUAAUCCACCAAUGUGGGCGGGGCCAGGAUGAGUGAUGAGCUGCUAUUGGAGGAGACGCUCAUCAAGCGUUCGCAGCAGAAGAGGAGGACGUCGCCGCUCAACUAUAAGGAGAGACUGUUUGUUCUCACCAGGAGCCGGCUCACGUACUACGAUGGGAAAGCAGAGAAGAGGUUCAGAAGAGGCUCGAUCGAGCUGAGCCGUGUCAGGUGUGUGGAGAUCGUUAAGAACGGAGUAGGAAUCAUCCCCUGCCAGAACAAAUACCCCUUUCAGAUCGUGUACGAUACCAACACUCUGUAUGUGUUUGCUCCGAGUCACGACAGCAGAAGUCUGUGGGUCCAGAGCCUCAAACAGGAGAUCAAAGACAACAUGGUUGUACUGGCAAAGUUCCACCCUCAGUUCUGGCAGGAAGGGGUGUGGCUCUGCUGUCGCCAGGCAGAAAAACAGGCUCUGGGCUGUGAGGAGUACAACCUGUUUGGAGACAUUUCUAGAAAACCUUUACCCCCGAUUCCUGGAGAGGAGCGUAAAAACGGGAAGCAGCAGGGUCGACGUGCUCCGCCCAUUCCUCAGUCUAGUAAGGAUGAAGCUGAGGAGGAGGAGGAGGAGGAGGAGAUGGUGGUGGCAUUGUACAACUUUGCGGGCACCGAGCCACAUGACCUGAGCCUGGUGAAAGGAGGCGAGUACGUCAUUGUGGAAAAAUGUGACGUCAACUGGUAUAAAGCACGCAACAAGUAUGGAGAGGAAGGCUACAUCCCAAGUAACUAUGUAACAGAGAAGAAAUCCGGAAACCUGGAGCAGUUUGUCUGGUACAGUAAACAAGUCAACAGAAACAAGGCUGAAGAUCUGCUGAGAAAGGAGGACAAAGAAGGAGCCUUCGUUGUCAGAGACUCGAGUACUGCAGGAGCGUACACCGUCUCUCUCUAUACCAAGAAUUCUGCUGGGGAUGGACAAGCAGCUGUAAAACAUUACCACAUCAAAGAGACUCAAAGCUCGCCUCCACAGUUUUACCUGGCUGAGAAACACCUGUUCAACUCCAUCCCCGACCUCAUAGACUACCACAAACACAACGCAGCAGGUCUUGUUUCCAGGUUAAGGUAUCCUGUAGGAAAACAGGACAAGUCUGCUCCAUCCACUGCUGGUUUCAGCUACGAGAAGUGGGAGAUCAACCCCAGCGAGCUGACCUUCAUGAAGGAGGUUGGCAGCGGUCAGUUCGGUCUAGUCAGGCUGGGAAAGUGGAGGGCUCAGCACAAAGUGGCCAUCAAGACCAUCAGAGAGGGAGCCAUGUAUGAGGAGGACUUCAUCGAGGAGGCCAAGGUCAUGAUGAAACUGUCCCAUCCUAACCUGGUGCAGCUGUACGGUGUGUGCAGCCAGCAGAAGCCGAUCUACAUCGUCACAGAGUUCAUGGAGCUCGGCUGUCUGCUGAACUUCUUGAGGCAGCGGCGGGGCAGCUUCACUAAGGACUCCCUGCUCAGUAUCUGCCUGGACGUCUGUGAGGGGAUGGAGUACCUCGAGGCCAACGGCUUCAUCCACAGAGACCUGGCUGCAAGAAACUGUCUGGUGAACGACGCCCAGGUGGUAAAGGUGUCUGACUUUGGCAUGACAAGGUAUGUGUUGGACGACCAGUACACCAGCUCCUCAGGUGCUAAGUUUCCUGUGAAAUGGUCGCCUCCGGAAGUUUUCAACUUCUGCAAAUACAGCAGCAAAUCAGACGUGUGGUCGUACGGUGUGUUGAUGUGGGAGGUGUUCACGGAGGGUCGCAUGCCAUUUGACCAGAAUCAGAACCAUGAGGUGGUUAACUUGGUAACCAAAGGUCAAAGACUUUACAGGCCCAAAAUGGCCACGCCCACCAUCUAUGACAUCAUGCAGCGGUGUUGGCACGAGAGACAAGAAGAACGACCGCCAUUCUCUCAGCUCACCAUGAUGAUCUCUGACAGUCUUGAGGAUGACGUCCCUCCCCCAAUCUGACAAAUGGACCAAUCAGCUGCUUCCACUAAUCACGCCAGCUAUGUUCUCCCCAGCUUGGAGAGUGCACUUAAUUGGUACCAACAUUAUUUGGGACUGACCAAUCAUGUCAAAAGGGUCGACCUAUCACAAUGGCUGAAGUCUUCCACCAAUCAGAGCACAGCUUGAGUAACAACUGUAGGAACUGGCACUGCUCCUCAUAUGGGAUUUGUUGAACCAUUUGUUUCUUUAAGUUUAAGGACUGGACUGCAACAUGAGCUGGAAGAGAAAUAGAAAACAUGUCAGUGACUUAUUGAUGAACACAUUAACUCAGAUUAUUACUUCCUGGAUCGUUCCAGUAAUCUUGGGAUGGCAUCAGUGUUUCCUCCAAUAGAGUCAAUCCUUUAGUCAGAGAUCUGUUCAUAAAAAGAGAGAAAUUACUGAGUAGUUAAGGAAUCUCUACUGGUCAUUUCACAUUUGCUUGUAUGAUCUGAUCUAAUCUUGGUUUGUGACAAUCAGUCAAAAUUUUUAUGCUGGGCACUUCUUAAUACAGAAGACAUUGCAGUACUCAAUGUCUCAACUCAAUCCGACAAAGUACAACAUGAUAAACGUGAUUUGUCUUGUCUGCCAUGACAGCCACGCCAUGUUUAUUCCUAACAUGGAAAUUUUGGACAUUGCAUCAAGGACCACUACAUCAGGAAAUGUGGACUGCUACAGGAAGCUGCUGUUCUGUUUGUGCUGCUUACUUGUGAUGGACCAUGACUAUUCUCCGUUAUUGACCUUCGUUCCUCUUGACCAUGAUCCAUUCGGAGGUUAAUUUCAUCUCAGGGUGUGGAGAUGAAGUAGCAGGGAAGAACAGCGAGAUUCCCCUGACAUUAUCUUUUUUGUAUUUAUAUAUUAUGUUUAAAAUCUGUCAAAUAUGCCUGAAAACGAGUUUAAAAUGACAAGACAAUCAAAGAGGAAAUUACCAUUAAAACUUUGUAAAUG
Messenger RNA from Cheilinus undulatus (humphead wrasse), 3111 nucleotides. RefSeq names its product tec protein tyrosine kinase (gene tec). Bases 214 to 2148 code for a protein of 644 amino acids. The record is from RefSeq and is a predicted model, not a curated record. Lineage: Eukaryota; Metazoa; Chordata; Actinopteri; Labriformes; Labridae. The transcript has 18 exons. Gene Ontology annotation, molecular function: non-membrane spanning protein tyrosine kinase activity; ATP binding; protein binding. Gene Ontology annotation, biological process: adaptive immune response; T cell receptor signaling pathway; B cell receptor signaling pathway.